Molecule: messenger RNA, 2389 nt
Organism: Acromyrmex echinatior (Panamanian leafcutter ant)
Lineage: Eukaryota; Metazoa; Arthropoda; Insecta; Hymenoptera; Formicidae
Product: kelch-like protein 10
Source: RefSeq, a predicted model, not a curated record
AUGGCCGCGCGUCUCGGCGCUAUCGGGACUCGCGUCUGCGAAGAGAACGAAUACGAGAACUGCUGGCAGCUCAGCGGAAGCGGUGAAGCGGAAGAAGCAAUAGGAAGCUCGGGGCCGCGCUCAUUGACCUACUCGCGACAUCGGGCGCACGUGGACGCCAUUACUGGCAUUAGCAGGCUCCUCAAGCAGUCCAGGCGAAAGCAAUCGGCGAGAAUUAGGAAAUGCAUGUGUCUACCGUCCAAUUACGCUCUCGUGGAGUUCCCCGUGGUUUGGUCCGAGCUCAGGGCUAACCAGCAGCUGUGUGACGGCAUCAUAAGAUGUCCGGAGGAUCAAGUCUUCCCAGUCCAUCGCGCUAUAUUAUCUGCGGUGAGCCCCUAUUUCAAGGCCCUUUUCACCAACAGCCUGAAAGGCGGCAAAACCGAGACCACAGAAGUUGUUAUUUCCGUCCCCGGUGAAAUCUUCAGCCUGAUUCUUGAUUACGCCUAUACAGGCACCUGCAACGUAAACGCCGAUAAUGUCGAACAAUUAUUGCCGCUAGCCGAUCAGUUCGAAGUACUCGGAAUCAUCCAACUCUGUUGUCAGUUUUUGUUGCAGGAGCUACGACCAGAAAAUUGUUUAGGUAUUUUCAAAUUUGCACAACACUACUUCUGCCACGAUCUUGAGAAACAGGGACGAAAGUACAUACAUCAUCACUUCAAGCGAAUAUUGCAGGAGAGCGCGGAGUUCAAGGAUCUUCUUUGCGACGAGCUGGAAGCAAUAUUGCGCGAUGACGAGCUUAAUGUAAAAAACGAAGAAAUCGUGUUUGACGCCGUCAAGACGUGGGUCGAAACCAGAAUCGAGGAGAGACGGGUUUAUUUACCGAGGUUGCUGGAAUGUAUACGUUAUGGUCUCAUGAGUCAUAAGUAUUUCAUUAAUAACAUCGUCAACUGGAAGCUCGUUGAGAAGGAUGAAGCGUGCCAACAAAUACUAUUUCCUGUAAACGCGUAUCUAACUGAACAAGAAUUGAAACAAAAUGGGGAAAUUGAUUUGAAAAAUCCUAUUGCAAGACCUCGUGUUCCAUACGAAAUUCUCUUUGCGAUCGGCGGAUUCAAUCUUACAACUUACCUUAAUAUGAUCUUUAGAGCUGACAGAUGGUUUCUAUCAGUGAACACGGAUGUAACGCCAAGGGCUUAUCACGGACUAUGUGUCCUGAACAAUCUUAUCUACAUGAUCGGCGGAUUUGAUGGUAACGAGCACUUUAACACGGUGCGAUGUUUCGAUCCAACAACAAAAACGUGGCGAGAACGAGCCUGCAUGUAUCAUGCUAGGUGUUACGUCAGCGUUUGCACACACGGUGGCAAGAUUUAUGCUCUCGGCGGAUACAAUGGUCGCACAAGAAUGAGUUCUGGCGAACGGUACGAUCCACAGAGGAAUCAAUGGGAGAUGAUACCAUCCAUGCAUCGGCAACGAUCGGACGCGAGCGCGGCAGCCCUGCAUGAUAAGAUCUAUAUCGUUGGCGGCUUCAACGGCCAGGAAGUCCUUGACUCGGCGGAGGUCUUCGAUGUAGAGACUAGUCAGUGGACUAAUAUUGAUUCGAUGAUCAGCCCACGAUCCGGCGUCUCCUUAGUCGCUUUCCGCGAUAGUCUUUAUGCCCUUGGUGGAUUCAGCGGCGUUGCGAGGCUAAGUUCCGGAGAACGUUACACUCCAAAUCAUUCAGAUCAAUGGCACGAGAUCUCGGAGAUGUUUAGCCCACGCAGUAACUUCGCCACGGUGAUCCUCGACGAUAUGAUUUUUGUCAUCGGCGGUUACAAUGGAUCGAGUACAAUAGCGCACGUCGAGUGCUACGAUGCGGAUUACAAUGAAUGGUACGAUGCAUCUCCUAUGAAUCUUAGUCGCAGUGCACUCAGCGCCUGUGUGAUAGCCGGUUUAGCGAACGCACGAGAAUACUCCUAUCUGGGCAAAGCACGAGAUCUCGGCCAAGGCCAGGCGACAUCGAAGAAUCAGGAAAAGUCCGAUCAACCUGGCGAAGGUUCCGCCGGAACUAACGUCAUAAUCUCAGCACAGGACGAUGAGCAGACGGAUGUAAGCGAGUCGAUGCACGUUGUUGGUCCUAUCGACGGUAUGGCCGACGGUAUUGGAAAUUUCUAUGAAGAGGAAAACGGCAAUGAUGAAAAGGAGAUGCAGAGCGAGCUGUUGUACGUUGUAAACGAGCUCGACUAAAACGUCGUUAAAAAUUGAAGCGUCAGUUGGCACGAUGCAGACGUCAUAACAACACAAGUUUAUAAAUGUCGUUAAAAAUAAUAUUCUGUACAACAUACACACAUUUGAUCAAAUAGAUAUCUUUCCUGACUAACGAUACAAGAUUUGUAAAUUGAUCACUGUUAUUAUUCAAAUCAAUAAUAACAUGUGA